This is a messenger RNA of Camelina sativa (false flax), 350 nucleotides long. RefSeq names its product defensin-like protein 301. The record is from RefSeq and is a predicted model, not a curated record. NCBI's taxonomy places the organism in Eukaryota, Viridiplantae, Streptophyta, Magnoliopsida, Brassicales, Brassicaceae.
UACAGGUCUGAUAAUGAGGAGUGAAGGUCAGUUUCGAUGUAAGAGUGCUAAGGAUUGUGAUCCUCGUGGUUGCAGACUAUGGAUGCAUGUAAUAUGUAAUAAACUCCACAAAUGUACAUGCGCUAAUGGUGCUCCUAUUGGUGGUCAAUGUAAUAGCAUCAAAGACUGUUACCUUUCUGGUUGUCCACCAAACUCUCAUGUUGUCUGCGAUAGGCAAAUCUGCACCUGUGUCUCCUAAUUGAUUUAAUUGUCUCUAAUUAGUAAUUUUUAUAUAAUGUCAGUCUUAUAUAGGAAGAAAAUUUUAAUACUAUAAUUCACCUAUAUGUGAGAUGUAAUAAUAUGAAAUUAAU